This is a messenger RNA of Triticum dicoccoides, 745 nucleotides long. RefSeq names its product late embryogenesis abundant protein Lea14-A-like. Gene Ontology annotation, cellular component: cytosol. Gene Ontology annotation, biological process: response to desiccation. The transcript has 2 exons. The coding region runs from base 77 to 625 and encodes 182 amino acids. The record is from RefSeq and is a predicted model, not a curated record. NCBI's taxonomy places the organism in Eukaryota, Viridiplantae, Streptophyta, Magnoliopsida, Poales, Poaceae.
CCUGCAAGGCUCCGGGACGCGCCACGCCGCGCGUGGGACGUACGAACCGGCCGUUGAUUCCAUCCAGCCACCAAGCAUGGGCACGGGAGAGGACGACGACGCGACGACGGCAGAACAAGGCGGAGAGGAUGAUGAGCAGACGCGGGACGCAGGAGGAGGAGGAGGGGUGAUGGCGAGCCUGGUGGGCAAGGCCAAGGGGUUCGUGACGGAGAAGAUCGCGCAGAUGCCCAAACCCGAGGCUUCGCUAGAGCGGGUCUCGUUCAAGAGCAUCAGCCGCGAGGGCGUGGCGCUCCACAGCCACGUCGACGUCAGCAACCCCUACUCGUACCGCAUCCCCAUCUGCGAGCUCACCUACACGUUCAAGAGCGACGGAAACGUCAUAGCAUCAGGCACGAUGCCUGACCCCGGGUGGAUCGGCGCGAGCGGCACCACCAAGCUGGAGCUGCCAGUGAAUGUGCCCUACGACUUCGUCAUGUCACUGAUGAAAGAUCUGAGCGGGGACUGGGACAUCGACUACGUGUUGGAGGUCGGGAUCACCAUCGACCUCCCCGUCAUCGGCACCUUCACCAUCCCGGUCAGCACCGAGGGGGAGAUGAAGCUCCCCACGUUUCGGGAUUUGUUCUGAACAAUUUAGCUGCACGCUUUUUUGCCCGACCUUACCUUCUGGCCUCUGGGUGAAAAAGGGUAUUAUUUGUUGUUUGAUCCGUGGAUGCCUGUUGAAAUUAGAUUUGUGCUGCAACUGCAA